AAACAUAUAUAUAGCAAUAAAAAAGUAAGUAUUCAACAAAAUAAUUUUAAACGUAAAAAAUAACAAAAUAAAAAACCAAAAAAAAAAUGGCUUCCAAAUUAAAUUUCACAUUGUGUUUGCUCGGAUUUUAUUUGCUCAUCAUAGAAGUUAGUUGUCAGACUCAGAACCUAGCUCCUGGUGAUACCAUUGUAUUUGACAUAACCACGAAAGGUGCAAAACCUGAUGCCGAUGUCACACAGGCUUUUUUGGACUCAUGGACUGCAGCAUGUGCAUCAAAAAAACCUAGCAAGGUCUUAGUUCCUGCAGGAAAUUAUAUCCUAGGAGCCAUUACUCUCAAAGGUCCAUGCCAGACACCAACUGUAAUUGAAAUCUUAGGGAACUUCAAGGCUCCUUCAGAUGUGGCAGCUUUUAAGAAGGAAGAUUCAUGGUUUAAGGUAGAAAAUGUCGACAGUUUGAUAAUCAUUAGUGGUAAAGGAGGAGGUGUUUUUGAUGGCCAAGGACAAGCAGGAUGGAAAAAAAACGAAUGUACUAAGAAUGCUAACUGCGCCUUCGACCUUCCUUAUAACAUAAGGUUCAAUUUUGUGUCCAACUCAAAAGUAAGUGGCUUGACUUCGCUAAACAGCAAGUCGUUUCACGUUGUUCUCUUAGGGUGUAAGCAACUAGAGUUGUCAGACAUGACAAUAACCCCAGCAGACAGCCCUAACACGGAUGGCAUUCACAUUGGACGUUCAGAAAACAUUAUCGUAAGAGGGUGGACAAUAGGCACCGGAGAUGAUUGCGUGUCUUUUGGUGAUGGGGCUAAGAACGUCCUUAUAGAAGGAGUCACAUGUGGGCCCGGUCAUGGUCUCAGUGUUGGGAGCUUGGGUAAAUACCCAAAUGAAGAACCAGUUUCAAAUAUUACUAUCAGGAAAUGUACCAUCAAGAACACUGACAAUGGUGUCCGGGUUAAAACAUGGCACAACUCUUAUGAAUCCACUGUCACUGGCUUGUAUUUUGAGGAUAUCACUGUUGAAAAUGUCAGAAAUCCUGUCAUUGUUGAUCAAGAAUAUUGCCCGUGGAAUCAUUGCAAAGCAAAGACACCAUCAAAAGUCAAGAUUUCCGACAUCAGAUUCAAGAAUGUGAAGGGAAAAUCAAGCACCAAGGAAGCAGUGAAACUGAUUUGCAGCGAGGCGCCAUGCGAUAAGGUAGAGCUAGCUGACAUAGACAUACAAUACACUGGACCAGAUGGUCCUGCAGUAUCAAUGUGUAAAUUUGUGAAGCCUCUUCUUACUGGAAAGCAGAGUCCACCUGCUUGUGAUGCACCUGCUACCCCUAUUGUUGAAACUUGAGGGUCAGGCCUAGGAUUUUUUAAUGUUGUAAUCUUAAUAAUUCCUAGAUGUUUGAAACAA
Molecule: messenger RNA, 1388 nt
Organism: Beta vulgaris subsp. vulgaris (sugar beet)
Lineage: Eukaryota; Viridiplantae; Streptophyta; Magnoliopsida; Caryophyllales; Amaranthaceae
Product: probable galacturan 1,4-alpha-galacturonidase SALK6
Biological process (GO): carbohydrate metabolic process
Molecular function (GO): polygalacturonase activity
Source: RefSeq, a predicted model, not a curated record